Miniopterus natalensis is the source of this 2136-nucleotide messenger RNA. Lineage: Eukaryota; Metazoa; Chordata; Mammalia; Chiroptera; Miniopteridae. The record is from RefSeq and is a predicted model, not a curated record.
AAGAUGGCCAAGAUUAACACCCAGUACUCCCACCCCAACCCGCCCUGCCCUCGGGUAAGGACCACAGACAGAGAUCUCGAUCCCAUGGAAAAUGGCCUCCGCAGGACCCGCUCACCAGGCGAGGAGACAUCCUCAGGACUGCAACCAGGAAUCGCCAUGGAGACCAGAGGACAGACUGAAUCCAGGCAAGGCUCCUUGACCGGCCAGGAGCCUGCCAGGCUGUGGCGCCUCAUCGUCUCACUGCGCGUGUGGGCUUCCAGGCACUUACGCCACCAGGACCAGAGACCUGACUCGUUCCUGGAGCGUUUCCACGGAGCCGAGCUCAAGGAGGUGUCCAGCCGAGAAAGCAGUGCCCAGUCCAACGUGGGCAGCGAAGAGCCAGCAGACGGAGAGAGCAGGAAGAAGGGCACCAUCGUGGUGGACCCCGCCAGCAACGUGUACUAUCGCUGGCUGACCGUCAUUUCCCUGCCUGUCUUCUACAACUGGUGCCUGUUGGUGUGCAGGGCAUGUUUUGAUGAGCUGCAGUCUGAGCACCUGAUGCUGUGGCUGGUCCUGGACUACUCUGCGGAUGUCCUCUACAGCUUGGAUGUGCUGGUGCGCGCCAGGACCGGCUUCCUCGAGCAAGGCUUGAUGGUCAGGGAUCCCAAGAGGCUGUGGCGACAUUACACGAAGACCUUGCACUUCAAGCUGGAUGUGCUGUCCCUUGUCCCCACGGACCUGGCUUAUUUUAAGCUGGGCAUAAACUACCCAGAACUGAGGUUCAACCGCCUACUGAAGUUCGCCCGGCUCUUCGAAUUCUUUGACCGCACGGAGACCAGAACCAGCUACCCCAACGUGUUCCGGAUCGGGAACCUGGUGCUGUACAUCCUCAUAAUCAUCCACUGGAACGCCUGCAUCUACUUCGCCAUCUCCAAGUUCAUUGGCUUCGGCACGGAUUCCUGGGUCUACCCCAACGUCUCCAACCCAGAGUACGGGCGCCUCUCCAGGAAGUACAUUUACAGUCUCUACUGGUCCACCUUGACCCUGACCACCAUCGGAGAGACCCCGCCCCCUGUGAAAGACGAGGAGUACCUCUUCGUGGUCAUAGACUUCCUGGUGGGAGUCCUUAUUUUUGCCACCAUCGUGGGCAAUGUGGGCUCCAUGAUCUCAAACAUGAAUGCCUCUCGGACUGAGUUCCAGGCCAAGAUUGACGCCAUCAAGCAGUACAUGCAGUUCCGCAAGGUGACCAAGGACUUGGAGACACGGGUCAUCCGCUGGUUUGACUACCUGUGGGCCAACCGGAAGACGGUGGACGAGAGGGAAGUGCUCAAGAGCCUCCCGGACAAGCUGAAGGCCGAGAUCGCCAUCAACGUGCACCUGGACACCCUGAAGAAGGUCUGCAUCUUCCAGGACUGUGAGGCGGGGCUCCUGGUGGAGCUCGUGCUGAAGCUUCGGCCCGCAGUGUUCAGCCCUGGGGACUACAUCUGCAGGAAGGGGGACAUCGGGAGGGAGAUGUACAUCAUCAAGGAGGGCAAGCUGGCGGUGGUGGCUGACGAUGGGAUCACCCAGUUUGUGGUCCUCAGUGAUGGGAGUUACUUUGGGGAGAUCAGCAUCUUAAACAUCAAGGGGAGCAAGUCAGGGAACCGCAGGACGGCCAAUAUCCGGAGCAUCGGUUACUCGGACCUGUUCUGCCUUUCCAAGGAUGACCUGAUGGAGGCGCUCACCGAAUACCCUGAUGCCAAGAAGGCCCUGGAGGAGAAAGGACGGCAGAUCCUGGCGAAGGACAACCUGAUCGACGAGGACCUGGCCAACGCCGGGGCAGACCCCAAGGACAUCGAGGAGAAGGUGGAGCGCCUGGAGUCCUCCCUGGACACCCUCCAGACCAGGUUUGCACGGCUCCUGGCCGAGUACAGCGCCACCCAGAUGAAAGUGAAGCAGCGUCUCAGCCACCUGGAAAGCCAGGUGCAGCUCUGUGGGAGCAGCCCUCGGCCUGACGGGGUCGCUCUAGAACCAGAGACCAAGCAGCAGUGAAAAUGCAGAGGCCUGUCUCCUGCCUCUGGGCCGGAGUCAGCUGUCAGUGUGAUGCUAUGGAGCCCACAGGGCAGGGGACGUGGCAGGGUGACAGUCCAGCUCUCCUUGCCCUUUGCAAGCUGUGUG